Thunnus maccoyii (southern bluefin tuna) is the source of this 1738-nucleotide messenger RNA. It is a transcript of the gene impa2, whose product is annotated as inositol monophosphatase 2. Lineage: Eukaryota; Metazoa; Chordata; Actinopteri; Scombriformes; Scombridae. Bases 205 to 1041 code for a protein of 278 amino acids. The transcript has 9 exons. The record is from RefSeq and is a predicted model, not a curated record. Gene Ontology annotation, biological process: inositol metabolic process; phosphatidylinositol phosphate biosynthetic process; signal transduction. Gene Ontology annotation, molecular function: inositol monophosphate 1-phosphatase activity.
UAGCAUUAGUUCAUUCAUAUUCGUUUAAGAGCUCUCUACGAAGUAAAUUAAGAGUUAAUACAAAGCUGCCUGACAGAACAGAUCAUUGUAGGUCUGUAGCCGUUGUUGUCAUUAAGCUCAGCGCUCGUUUAUUCGUCAUUUACCCCUUAAAAGGUAUCUGCUAGUCCGUAUUUGUGAAUAUUUCUGCUCCUCCUUGAUAUCAACAUGAGUGAUCCUUGGCAAGAGUGCAUGGACCACUGUGUGGAGGUCACCAAACGGGCUGGGGAGAUGAUCCGCGAGGCGCUCCAGAAGGACAUCGCCGUCAUGCAGAAGAGCUCACCAGUCGACCUGGUGACCGAGACAGACCAGAAAGUGGAACAGCUCAUUAUUUCUUCCAUCAAGGAAAAGUACCCCACACAUAGCUUCAUAGGGGAGGAAUCAGUAGCAGCAGGCGCCCCCAGUGUUCUUACUGACAAUCCCACAUGGAUCAUCGACCCUAUCGAUGGAACCACCAACUUUGUUCACAGGUUCCCAUUUGUGUCUGUUUCAAUCGGCUUCACAGUGAAGAAAGAGAUAGAGUUUGGGAUCGUCUACAGUUGCAUCGAGGACAAGAUGUACACAGCACGGAAAGGGAAAGGAGCAUUUUGCAAUGGAGUCCCCAUCAAGGUGUCUGGACAGGAAGAUAUCAGACAAUCUCUAGUGCUGACAGAAAUGGGCUUCAAAAAGGAUUCUAAGCGGUUUAAUACAAUGUUGGCCAACGUCAAAGCCAUCCUCAGCAUCCCCGUCCAUGGUAUCCGCUCCCCGGGCAGUGCAGCUGUCAACAUGUGUCUGGUAGCGUGCGGAUCGGCUGAUGCUUACUACCACAUGGGUAUCCACUGCUGGGACAUGGCCGGAGGGGCAGCGGUUGUUACCGAAGCCGGAGGAGUUAUCAUGGAUAUUUCAGGUGGACCAUUCGAUCUGAUGUCUCGGAGGCUGAUCGUGGCCAGCAGCAAAGCAAUAGCCGAACGCAUUGUAAAGGAGAUAACAGAGUUUCAGGUUGGCAGAGAUGACACUGAUGGCUAGAACCACAGUCUCCUCUGCCAAAUUAACAGUUAUUCACACACACACACACACACACACACACACACAACUCUUGUAUUUAACAAGUCAGGAUUUUGUCUUUGCCUUAAGAAACAAAAAUGAUAAUCUUACCUCCGAAGAACAGCUGAGUGGGUUUAGCAAUUAUAUCAGUGCGUCUUCUACACACUUCUUGUUUUGUUAUUCUGUUUUAUCGCUUAAUCCUCAGUCAUGGACUCCCAUUUUUAAAAUGAUAUUUAUAUUUAUUUAUGUGGACAAUGCAGCCAGGAUACAAUCAAGGAACUUCACAGAUAAAAUACCUCAAUACUGCACUAUUGACGUCCUUUUAGAAUAACAGUGUUCAGGUUUUGACCAAUCAUUUUGCUUUUCCAUGUAGGUUUUGAUGUUUAAUUGUUAGGUUAUUGUAUUUAGUUAAAUGUAUUGUUUGGUAGAUUUGUUAAUACAAAGAGUAAAUUCUUGGAUUUCAAAGCCAUCAUUAGUUUGCACUAUGACAAUACAAGAAUAUAUACACCAAACUCUCCACAUGUAACUACUGUACUGUAUUACUGCUUCCCUAUUCCGUCCAGGAAUUGAUAUUGUGCUUAAAAAUGUGUGCCGUACGUCCAAAAGUUUUUAAGUAUUAAGUGUGUUUUUUUUGUCAGGAUGUAAUGGAGGCAGAAAAUAAACAGCACGAUGAACAUCC